Molecule: messenger RNA, 2179 nt
Organism: Gracilinanus agilis (Agile Gracile Mouse Opossum)
Lineage: Eukaryota; Metazoa; Chordata; Mammalia; Didelphimorphia; Didelphidae
Exons: 2
Coding region: 376-1512 (378 amino acids)
Biological process (GO): SCF-dependent proteasomal ubiquitin-dependent protein catabolic process; protein polyubiquitination
Cellular component (GO): SCF ubiquitin ligase complex
Molecular function (GO): protein binding
Source: RefSeq, a predicted model, not a curated record
AGGACUCGCCUUGAGAGCACCCAGGUGGGAGAGGAUCACCGCCUGCCCACUACACUUUCUUGAGUCCCCCGACCCCGCCAGGGGGCCCUACGCACCACCCUGUCAGCCUUUGAGACUCCCCGGUCUCCCUUUGCGUCACUUCCGGCAAAAGAGGGUGGGAAGGUGUCACUCUAGGCUGCGAACUCGUCUGCUCUGAAGUGAGAGCGGAUUGCGCGCGCCGACUGGUGACUCCUGAAGAGAUCCAACCUGGCACCUUGUUCCCUCUUCUGGCGGUUUCUGAGACGCGCUAGGCUGGCGCCGCGACCGAGAAAAGGCAUUGUCCGUGCCCGGAACUACCAGGACCCUGCUGAGUCUCGGGAAGCUUCUGCUGGAGCGAUGCCCCGGAAGCGGCGGCGACGUGGUGGCGUUCGAGGCAUCCCCUCCCGAGAGGAAGGCCGAACUGGCGGACGCAGCAUCUUCCCCUUCAGCCUGCUGCCCGUGGACUGUCAGCUGCACAUCUUUUCCUUUCUGACUGAGGCGGAAAAGUGCACGGCGGCAGAGGUGUGCCAAGCCUGGAGCCAGCUAAUGCGCACACCCCGCCUCUGGCGCACAGCCGAUUUCAUGCGGCUUGGUGCCUUCCAGUCUGGCCUGGAAGUGGUGCUGGUGUCAGCGCGAGAGUUUGAGCGCUGGAAGGACUGGGUGCACCAAUAUGCAUACCACCUCAUGGCUCGCGGGGCCAGCUUGCUGAGGCUCCGUGCCAGCUUUGACCUGGCUGACCAGGGGGCUCGCUGGGCCGACUUCCUCACUGGCUUCCUGGAAGGUGUCCACUGUGGGGACCUUCGGGACUUGGAGCUGAACUGGACCCUGACACAUCUAGAACCCCCAGACUUCUACCCACCGGGCACGUGCAGCAUGACCCAGGUGAGCCUCACCAAGCUGGACCAGAUCCACAAUUUCCAGGUGCUGUUGGAGAGGCUGCUGGUCAGGGCACCCCGCCUCAGCCGAGCCAAGCUACCUUUUGACUGGUCUGCCCGAUCAGUGGCAUUGCUCACUCGCUUCCAGCAGCUCCGAACCCUGGAGCUCAAAUACUUCUGGAGCUUCAAAGGUGUAUGUCCAGAUACCAUGCAGGAACUGACAAAGGCUUUGCCUAACCUCAAGACCCUGGUCCUGCACGUCCUGGUGCCUGUUAAGGACCUGGGUGUAUCAUAUGCACUUGAGUCCCGAUCCCUGGAAACUCUAGAUGUAUCCCAGAGCAGGGGCCUAGUUUUCCGACACCUUGACCUGCCAGCACUUAAAGCCCUUCGGGUAAAGAAGACAGUCAGGGGUAUCAUCCUCAACUGCCGCACCCGUCUGGCCCUGCAGAGCCGCUGGGCCUGUCUCUACACACUUCUGUGCCGUGGAACUCCCAAUCUUCGAGUCCUCAAUAACCAGACCCUGCUGCCUCACUGGCGGGAGCAGGCCUAUAAGGAACUGCAUGCCUUAUUACUCCAGGCCUGCUAUUGUACCCGCCAUUCAGAUACCUGGCUCCUAUGAAGGUCAUGGGAGCCCCCACCCCCUUCCCCCAAUGUUCCUAGCUCUCAAGGUAUGGGCCCACCAAACAGUAAGGAAGUCUGCUACCCUAUCCCUCAAAGCACCAGGUUGGAAAUGAGGGAAGUGCGAUUAGGGCUGAAGGAAUGCUGAACAGGGGAGGCUGGGUUCAUUGGGACUAUUUGUAAUGGAGGAGACCUUUACAUUGGUAUUGCCUUUAUUCUUGGUGUUGUGGUCUGUGAGCAUCUGUGACCUCGACAGGUUGGGGAAUGGACUGGGUGGGGGUUGAGAGGUGGUAGGGAGGAAUAUUAGGGGACUGGCCACAAAUUCAGGUUUUAUGCAUGGGUCCUGCAGUUACAGAUAAAUAUCCCCAGGAAAACAGCCACCUGGGCCCACUCCCACCCCCACCCCUAUUUUACCCCAUCCCCACCCCCCAAACCUAAACUUCCAGCCCUAGAACAAUCCUGCCAUUGCGUCCAACAUGGAAUGGAGUAUAGGACGUAACACUCUUAACACAACCCAUUCAGAAGCACAUACUGAGAAGGGCUCAUCCUGGUUCUGCCAAAGCUCAAAGCAAGAGAGGCAUAGUCUUGGGAUGAUCCUGCAUAAAAAGCAAAGCAGAGAAAUGCUGCCUCUCCUUGUACUUACCCUCCCCCCACAUAUACAUAUAUAU